Aegilops tauschii subsp. strangulata is the source of this 1399-nucleotide messenger RNA. RefSeq names its product probable serine/threonine-protein kinase PBL25. Gene Ontology annotation, biological process: protein phosphorylation. NCBI's taxonomy places the organism in Eukaryota, Viridiplantae, Streptophyta, Magnoliopsida, Poales, Poaceae. The record is from RefSeq and is a predicted model, not a curated record. Gene Ontology annotation, molecular function: ATP binding; protein kinase activity.
CUGCCUGCAUUGCUUCCUGAUCACCCAUUCCUACUCCCGGCCGGGCUCCCGGCCGGCCGGCCGGCAAGCACUACAAGAUGUUGAGCUGGCUCCGUUGUUUCCCGCACGACGGCACCGUCAUGGACGAGGAGAGGAAGCCCAGGCCCGGGAGGAGCGCCACUUUCAGGAAGAAGCAUAGCCCCGAUGCCGCGCCGUCUCGGAAACGGUUCAUCCGGUCGGGCACCUCGCUCACCGCGUCCUCGUCGGCACGAGCCAGCUUCGGCCGCCACUCCGUCGACGUCCCCAACUACAACCACAGCAUCGUCUCGGCGCGCUCCUUCACCUUCCCUGAGCUCGCCGCCGCCACGGACAGCUUCAGCCAUGCCAACCUCAUCGGCGAGGGCGGCUUCGGCCGCGUCUACAGAGGCCUCAUCGGCUCGUCGGCGGUGGCCGUCAAGCAGCUCGACCGCACGGGGUUCCAGGGCGACCACGAGUUCCUCGUGGAGGUGCUGGUGCUGAGCAGCCUCCUGACCCACCCCAACCUCGUCGGCCUCCUGGGCUACUGCGCCGACGGCAACCAGCGGCUCCUCGUCUACCAACUCAUGCCGCUCGGCUCCCUCGAAAAUCACCUCUUCCUCCCCCGAGUCCCAGCGGACGGCGAAGAGAAGCCACCACCGCCGGUUCUGCCGUGGCGGACCAGGAUGAGGAUCGCGCACGACGCCGCCCAGGGCCUGGAGUUCCUCCACGAGACUGCCAACCCGCCGGUGAUCUACCGCGACCUCAAGUCCUCCAACAUCCUCCUCGACGAGGGAUACAACGCCAAGCUCUCCGACUUCGGCCUCGCCAAGCUGGCCACACCGAUCACCCGCAACGGCAAGGGCGGUGACGCGGAGGAGGAGAAGGACGGUUCGUCGAGGGUGAUGGGCACGUACGGUUACUGCGCGCCGGAGUACGUGAGGAAGGGGCACCUGACGGUGAAGUCGGACGUGUACAGCUUCGGCGUGGUGCUGCUGGAGCUCAUCACCGGCAGGCGGGUCAUCGACGAGAGCAGGCCCUCUGGGGAGCAGAACCUCGUGGCCUGGGCGGCGCCCAUGUUCAGCGAGCAGAGGAGGAUGCACGAGCUGGUGGAUCCGCUCCUGGUAGAAGGGCCGAGCGGCAGGGAGCUGAAGCAGGCGGUGGCGGUGGCGGCUAUGUGCUUGCAGGAGGAGGACACCGUAAGGCCCAUCAUGUCGGACGUCGUCAUGGCGCUCAGCUUCGCCGCCGACGACUUACCCUCGGCUCCCAGAUACACGUCACUUUAGCAUAUUACUAUAUCUGGUGGCAUUGGCUAACAUUGUGUGGUUUUUAUCCGGUGGCAUUGGCUAACAUUGUGGGGUUUGCGUCUUACAAAAUGAAAUAAUAAAACAGGGGAUUCGGCUCA